Messenger RNA from Girardinichthys multiradiatus, 1348 nucleotides. RefSeq names its product leucine rich repeat containing 34 (gene lrrc34). Bases 26 to 1279 code for a protein of 417 amino acids. Gene Ontology annotation, molecular function: protein binding. NCBI's taxonomy places the organism in Eukaryota, Metazoa, Chordata, Actinopteri, Cyprinodontiformes, Goodeidae. The transcript has 10 exons. The record is from RefSeq and is a predicted model, not a curated record.
UGUUGUCGUGGUAACGGGCGCAGUCAUGGCUGAGCCGACUCUUUCCGAGUGUUACAGAGCUGUUUGUGGACAGCUCGGGAUUCAAAUAAACCCGCUUGUUCUAGAAAACCUACAGAAAACACCGACAACAAGGAGUUUCACCUUGAAACUAGCAGGUAACAACAAGCAGAAAGGUUGUCAGAAACUUUGUGAUGAUGACAUCUUUGCUUUGUCCAAAUGUCUCCAGAACAAUUGGACUGUUACAGGUCUGGAUCUGAGGUAUGAUAAUGUAAGUGAUGCAGGAGCUGGACACCUGGCUGACCUUUUAGAGGUGGAGGAUUCAGCUCUGCGCUCUCUGGACCUCACAUUUAACAACAUUCAGACAGAAGGAGCUAAGGUUCUUGCCAACUGUCUGCAGGGUAACAGCAGCUUGCUCUCCCUCAGGCUGUCAGGGAAUAAGAUCGGUAACAUCGGAGGCAUGCACCUGGCCAGCAUGCUGCUGGUAAACAGGAAGCUGCAGAAGCUGGAGCUGGCCGACUGCGACCUGGAGACUCCUAGUGUGAUCGCUUUCAGCGUCGCGCUGAAAACCAACACCACUCUUCGGUCCGUGGACCUGAGCCGGGCGCUGCUCUUCAGCUUCCAGGAGGAAUGGGCCGUGUGCUUCUCCGAGAUGUUUCGUGUAAACGGCAGCCUGGUGGAGCUCCAUCUGGGGAAGAUGGGCUUAACAGACACCGGCAUGGAAAGGCUGGCUGAAGGCCUGAUGCAGAACCACAGCCUGCGGUACCUGGACCUGCGCUGCAACCGUGUGACCCAUGAUGGUGCACAGCAUCUCGCCGGAGUGCUGAAGCAGAACACAGCGAUUGAGAUUGUUGAUCUGUCCUCCAAUCGUAUCGAAGAUGUCGGUGUUGAGUACCUGAGCGACGCCAUCUCCUGGCCUGGCUGCGUCCUGAGAGAGUUAUCUGUCUGUAGAAACAGCAUCAGGAUGAAAGGUCUGUUGUCUUUGGCUGAGGCUCUGAAAAUCAACCCAACUCUGACACACGUCUACAUCUGGGGAAACCGCCUGGAGGAACCCGUCUGCCGGGCCUUCAAGGAGCUGAUCUCCAGCGGGCGUUUGAUGCCUCAGCGGACCGACAUCAGGCCUUAUGAGGUGGACGGUCAGGUUUUCCUCGCAGAGGUCUUUUGGGGUUUAAGGAAACACAAUUACUGCACAGAUGAUAACUGCCAGAACAUACGUUCAGAUUCUAACACGUCCAAUGAUGCUGCAGCUCCAGAAGAAAACCUUUCCUCAUCACAUCGCUGACGUCCAGUUUGCUGAUCUGCAGCCAUGUUCUUGAUCAAACACAUGUUGCAGUAAAAUGAUUUAAUUAUG